Molecule: messenger RNA, 6823 nt
Organism: Pantherophis guttatus
Lineage: Eukaryota; Metazoa; Chordata; Lepidosauria; Squamata; Colubridae
Source: RefSeq, a predicted model, not a curated record
GUGACUUGAAUGAUUUCGAGCAUUCCUGGACCGCGCUAAAAAAACAAAACAAAACUGAAUUAGUCUCUUGUAAGGUUGGAAAUGAGUUGCCAUCCAGACAACCUGCAGCGACACAGAAAACAUUGGAGCAAAUCCUUUUUCUAGAAGAAAGAAUCUGGGUGUUUUGGUCUCAUGUCAUCAGCCUAAAUCGAGUGAAUCACCGUUGCGGGUUUUUGGAAAAUGAACUGAAAAAUGUCGGGGAUGGAAAGGAUCCUUUGAGCUUCCAAUAUGCAAGCGUAUCACCCAAGGUGUGAAACAACGAUGAGCAGCUCAGAGAAGUCCUUGCUGUAGUAACCAAAGAACCGAGAUUUGGCUCUCUGGGGAAAACGCCAGCUCCAAGCCAAACUGGAGAACUUAGAGCAAGUCCUAAAGCAUAUGAGAGAGGCUGCUGAACGGCGGCAACAGCUGGAACUAGAGCAUGAACAGGCCUUGGCUAUUCUCAACUCAAAACAGAAGGAAAUUGAACUGUUGCAAAAGGCUCAGGUUGAGGCAAAGAAAGAACAUGAGGGAGCGAUCCAGCUGCUAGAGGCCAAAGUUUGCGAGCUCGAAGAGAAAUGUCGGACGCAGAGUGAGCAGUUCAACCUCCUGUCCAAGGAACUGGAAAAGUUUCGGCAACAAACUGGGAAGUUUGAUCUUCUAGGUACUAACCUGUUGGCCUCCUCGGCUCUCCCGGGUUCUCCUAGCAAAACUUUAGCCCAAUUGAUGAACGGAAUUGCCGCCUCUUUGGGUCAAGAUCAUGAAAGUCCCUCCCGAGGCCAGUUUGUGAUCUCUGAGUAUACACAUCCCCUGCAGCUGUCUGGUGACAAACCAGAACAACUCUCCAUCAGACCAGCUUUCCUCGUCCGCUCGCGUUCUGGCAUCCCAAGAUGCAGAUUUGAAUCAGGCAUGGAGAACGAACGGAAUUCUAAUACCUCAAAGCAAAGAUAUUCGGGGAAAGUCCACCUGUGCAUUGCCCGAUACAGUUACAACCCAUUUGACGGGCCAAAUGAAAACCCCGAGGCAGAACUUCCUCUCACCGCUGGAAAAUAUCUCUAUGUGUACGGAGAUAUGGAUGAAGAUGGCUUUUUUGAAGGUGAACUUCUAGAUGGACAGAGAGGCCUGGUUCCAUCCAACUUUGUGGAUUUUGUGCAGGAUGAGUCUCGUUUAUCCAGCGGGUUGGGCAGCGAGCCAGAACAGAAUGUCCUCAAUCACAGUAGUCACCCGGUCGAAGGAGAAGGUCUCCAGGAUACCAGUUUACCGGCCCAGUUAAACGCCGGCGUCCUCAACAAUGGUGCAGGAACUCUGGAUGUGAACAUUGAUGAAAUUGGAGAAAACAUUGUGCCUUACCCUAGGAAAAUAACCCUUAUCAAACAAUUAGCCAAAAGUGUCAUUGUGGGCUGGGAAUCUCCAGUCGUGCCACCUGGAUGGGGAACCAUCCAUAGCUACAACGUCUUGGUAGACAAGGAAGUACGCAUGACCGUCCCCUUGGGGAGCAAAACGAAAGCUCUCAUAGAAAAAUUGAACAUCGCGACUUGCACUUAUCAGAUAUCCGUUCAAAGCGUCACCAGCCGGGGGAAUUCCGACGAACUGCAGUGCACCUUGUUGGUCGGGAAAGAUGUCAUCGUGGCACCUUCGCACCUUAAGGUCGACGGCGUCACCCAGAUUUCGGCGGAGAUCAGCUGGCUCCCCACGAACAGCAACUACAGUCACGUCAUCUUCCUCAACGAAGAGGAAUUCGACAUUGUCCGGGCUGCCACCUACAAGUAUCAGUUUUUUAACUUGAAACCCAACAUGGCCUACAAGGUUAAAGUUUUGGCCAAGCCCCAUCAGAUGCCCUGGCAGCUGCCUUUGGAGCAACGCGAGAAAAAGGAAGCUUUCGUAGAAUUUGCGACCUUGCCAGCAGGUCCGCCAGCUCCACCUCAAGACGUUCGAAUUCAAGCUGGUCCAACUCCUGGAAUAAUCCUGGUUUCUUGGAAGCCACCAGUCCUCUCCGCCACGGGGACCUCCAACGGAGCCAAUGUGACUGGCUAUGGUAUUUAUGCAAAAAGUCAAAGGGUGGCUGAAGUGAUGUUUCCAACCGCAGAGAACAGCACCGUGGCGUUAGCCAAAAUCCAGAGCCUGGAUGCCAGAGAAGUCCUUGUCCGGACACAGUCUGCCCAAGGGGAGUCCAUGGACUCGUCGAGCGCUCCCAUCCCACCUGACUUACUGGUGCCUCCCCACCCUCCGCCAGCUUCCAAAUCUAAGCCAUUAUCAAGUGCCAGUGUCCCAGAUACCAAAGAGGAACAUUUGUGUCCCCACGGGAAAAGGGACGACUCCUGGGAACAGACCCACGCGAACUCUCCCAUCCACGGACACACUCUGGAACCUCCCAACUUCCACAGCCCGCUUCACGGGCGGCGGUCGCCGUCUCCCAACCGGAUCCUCCCGCAGCCGCAGGGCACCCCUGUCCCUAACACGGUCGCCAAGGCCAUGGCACGAGAGGCGGCUCAGCGGGUGGCAGCCGAAAGCAACAGGAUGGAGAGGAGGACCGCAUUUCCAGAAAGGAGCAACGCGUUGCAGUACGCCAACUCGGAUGAGGAAGAAGAUGGCUACGACUCGCCCAGAGUCAAACGAAGAGGUGCUUCGGUGGACGACUUUUUGAAGGGCUCUGAACUCGGGAAACAGCCCCACUAUAGCCACGGGGAGGAAUAUCACACGGAAAGCAGCCGAGGCUCUGAUUUGUCGGACAUCAUGGAAGAAGAUGAAGAAGACUUAUACUCAGAGAUGCAGCUGGAAGAUGGCGGGCGGAGACGAGUUAGCGUAACCUCGCAUAACACCCUGAAGGAAUGCUAUCAGCAUAUAACCACUGAAACAGCUUUCCAGGAGUCUCCCAAUUUUGCCCGCCACCGUAAAAAACUGUUCAGUAUCCCCGAAGUGGCGGAAGAGGAGGGCGAUCACGCCGAACGUUUCCACAAGCAGGGAUUACGGAGGCCCCACCAGGCCCUAGCUAGAGAGGGUAGAUCGACUAAGGCCUCCUGUCAAGAGCAUCCUACCUUCUGGCACCCCGCCACCAAGUCACGGAGUUUGGAGGACACCGAAGAACGGGGUGGUAGACCCAGCAGGCCUUCUACCCGAAGCCCAGAUAGUGGUUUGGACUGUGGCAGCGAAGAAGAAGAAUCACGGUUUAAUUUCCCUCCGGUGCAUGAGACCUUGGCUGCCCGUAUGUCCCCUACCUGCAGUCAGGAUGAGGACAGCUCUUCCUUGGCUUUACGGCCGCUCUUGGCCCGUCGGAAAACUUUAGUCCGGCAGAGUAGCGUUGAAGAAGACUUUGGAGACCCCAUCCAGCUCUUUGUGGACUCUCCAAACCAGGAGGACCUUCCAGCUUGUUACAAGAGGAAGCCUGAACAUCAGGGAUGCUGUAGAGCAGGACAUUUGGUCCAUGAAGAUGCUGAGGGAGGUUGGAGUAGCCCCUCGAUAGAGAACGAAACGAGACUCGCUUCUCUUCCGCUUUCAAAACAUCCCUCCCGAAAGUCCGAAGCCCCACCGCUCUUAAGUAAGCCCAUGUCAUCCAGGCGGCCGGAUCGAGGGGAGCAUCCAGAUCGAAGAUCAUCUCAUGGCACUUCGGGCCCUCAGAGGUCAAGGCCCAUCCAGGCCCCUUCUAUGGAUGGGUACAGUAGUCGCGACCGCCUGUCCCCAGAGAUCUACGAAGAAUCAGAAACUGAUCCUGGAGCAGAAGAGAUGACCACGCGCAUAUUUGUCGCCCUCUUUGAUUAUGACCCACUGACCAUGUCUCCAAACCCUGAUGCAACCGAAGAACUUCCCUUUAAAGAAGGACAAAUUAUCAAGGUUUACGGGGACAAAGAUGCCGAUGGGUUUUAUCGGGGGGAAACUUGUGCGAGACUGGGCCUUAUUCCUUGCAACAUGGUUUCUGAAAUCCAAGCGGACGAUCAGGAAAUGAUGGACCAUCUUCUGAAGCAAGGGUUCCUCCCUCUGAAUACCCCAAUCGAGAAACUUGAAAGAAACCGAAGAAGCAGCCGUCCGCCUGGCUCGGCCACAAGAAGAAUGGUUGCGUUGUACGACUACGACCCAAGAGAAAGCUCUCCUAAUGUUGACGUGGAGGCUGAGCUCACAUUUUGUACUGGAGACAUCAUUACUGUCUUUGGAGAGAUUGAUGAAGAUGGUUUUUAUUAUGGGGAACUUAACAACCAGACGGGUCUCAUUCCUUCGAAUUUUCUUGAAGAAGUGCCUGACGAUGUAGAAGUCUAUUUAUCCGACGCUCCCUCGCGAUACCCUCAAGACGCGCCCAUGCGUACAAAAGCGAAAAGGAAGAAGAGUGUUCAUUUCACACCUUAAAAAACGGGCAACGUUGCCUUCACGUAAGUGGUGCAACUGAAGAUACCAGUAGUUAACUUGGAUUCCUCUCAAGUUGGCCUUCUCUAACGCGAGCCAUCUUGGUUCCCGUGAGGGGUGCCGAAAAAAAAAAGAGAAAUAUGUCUCCAAAUUCUUUAGCCCUGGUUCCAGAUUCUUUUGGUUUUUCUUUUUAAAUGAGGGCUGCCCUUUCCCAAUCUGAUGCCUUCCAAGUACGGUGUGGGCUACAAGUCAGUGGUGGGUUCCUCCCGGUUCGGUCCGGUUCGGCCGAGCCGGUAGCGGUGACGAUAUGACGUCACCGAACCGGUUCUCCCCCCCUGCCCUCCCCCCCCACAUUAUUCUUACCUUUUAUUUGGCCCCACCCCCAAUCUAUUGCUGCCUCCUGAGUCCCAGCUGAUGACUAGAGGGAAAAAACUGUUUAAACUCUUGCCGCGGGGCUUCAAAGGGCCGUCCUACAGCUGAUCAGUGUUAAAAGCAAACAAAUGAGUCAGGUCAUAAGUGCGAGGACCUUCCAGAAAUGACUCUGACCAGCUAGCCAUGCCCACCUAGUCACAUGACCUCCAAGCCACACCCACAAAAUAAGCCACGCCCACAGAACCAGUAGUAAAAAAAAUUAGAACCCACCCCUGCUACAAGUCCCAUCUCCCCCAAGGGGACCAACUGCUAGUCCGGCAGCGAUAGAAGGCACCGAGUUAAGAAAGGAGAAUUUCUGAUUUAUAAAAGAAAUGCAGAAGGGAUCUUGCAUCCAGGGCUUUAACCCACCGAGGGAGAAAAAGUUUGAAUAUUUGGAACAUAUUUCUUACUGGCCUUAAUGCUUGUUUGCAUAAAGAGUGUUCCCAGUGUCCGAUCCCAAAGAAAAGCUGCAUAUUGCAUUGUUAGCUAAUUGGGGGAGAACGAAAAAAAAAAACAACACCACAAAAAUUCGUUGCUGAGUAAUCCCGGUUGUGCUAAACAACCCGGCCGGCAGUGGGAAGAGAGGACUUAAGAGUUCUUUCUUUUGAAAGCACAUUAACUUUCGACACCUGGUGAUCAAUUUGCCUUAAAAGCAGCUCUCCUGGUGUAUGGUUGUCCAUCUGAUCAUGGCCAAGUUCAAACGAGGUCGCUUAUGGAAGUGUGCUCCUCUGCCCAACAUCUCAGCAGCUCCUUGGUUGACCAAUGCAAUAAGCCGAAAGGAUAGCGGUGGGCAAACACAUUAAACGCUCCACAGAUGGUAUCUUCAGGUGUAUGUUGGGGUUGGACUGAGAAAAGGGUCCCUUUCGGCUUCUCCCUUCCCCUCCCCCCCCCCAAAUUAGACAAGACCUUGAUUGAAGAUCAAAGCAAGCUUGGGACCUCCUUGGCUUAAUGAACCCACCGAGAUGUCCAAACGGAUGUAAACAUGACAGAAGUUGGGUGUUGUUAGCAGCUCCAUUUUGGGGUUUUUUUUUCCAACUCGGUGAAGCAAUUUUUCCUCACGGCGUUAUCCUCUUCAAUGCCAUUGGGCAUGUGGAGAGUGCCACCCAACCCAGAAACGUUUAAUCAAAGGCCUCGGAGAGCUUUCUUUGAUUGUGAUUAAGGUUCGUUUUAGUUUGGUUUGUUUGGGGUUUUCCCCCCCUUUCCACCAGUGUGCCAUCUUCUCAAAAUAUGUCCUGACAAGAAUGCUAAAGGUUGACGAAGGGUGGUGGUGGAUUAAGAAGCAUGGAGGGAAGCAAGGGCUAGUCUGAAUUCUUCAUAACCCUGGAGGAUUCUUCCCAGAAAUGGGUUAGUUGACUUAAGACGUAUGCCACGUGCGAGUCCCCAGAUCCCUCCUUGAGAAACAAAGGAAAUCCGGGCAAAAUCCAGAUCCCUCUUUAAAAAUAAAGUCAUUUUGCAGAGGCUUUGUUCUUCCAAAAUAGGCAGAAGACUUCAGCUAUUUAUGCCGGGACUUUAAACAUAAAUCAACCCAAUUCAAUUUACCACGUAAAUUUUGACACACUCUGGGAAAGAAGACGGGGUCUGUCACGUGGCAUAUUUGAAAGAAGAAAAAAUUCCUGCCCCUAAAAGGUGUGUGUGUGUGUGUGUGUGUGUGUGUGUGUGUGUGUGUGUGUGUGUGUAAUGCAGAGUUUGUCAACUUUUGGCCACUUUUAAAGACGGGUGGACGGACUUCAAUUCCCAGAAUUCUCCAGCCAGCCGUGGUCGAGAUUUGAGUGCUCUUAGAUCAGUGCAGAGAAUUCUGGGAGUUUGGAAGUCCCGCCCGUCUUUAAACAGGCCAUGAUUGAGAAACCCUGGUUUAAUGAAUGACACACACAAAAAAAAGCUUUCUUGUUGUCCGUGACUGCAACCCUUCAGUUAACUUAACAAAUAUACCUAUCAGGUUCCUCCUGAGAACACAGGUACACCACCAAGGAGAUCACCAAGCCCCACAGCCCAUCUCCACUCGGGGUCACCUCUGCCAGCUAUGGGUUCUGGUAGUCCCAGGCGAGGCAGGGAGCUGUCUUCGAGA